Penicillium angulare is the source of this 1041-nucleotide messenger RNA. RefSeq lists its product as uncharacterized. Bases 1 to 1041 code for a protein of 346 amino acids. The record is from RefSeq and is a predicted model, not a curated record. NCBI's taxonomy places the organism in Eukaryota, Fungi, Ascomycota, Eurotiomycetes, Eurotiales, Aspergillaceae. The transcript has a single exon.
AUGCCACUUCAAGAGAAGACUAUUCCUCCUCCACUCUGGUCCUCUUUCCCAUCAAAGAGACUUGCCGUCCAUCCUCAACCAUCUCAAGAAACACUACCACCCUAUAACAAACCCACAAAAAGCAGAAUGACUCACGGCCUCUCUUUCUUCAAGGGCAAGGGCAAAAGGGAUUCUCAAAAUCCCACACAGUCCUCCAACCCAUUUCGCAACAUGACCCCAUCACAUACCGUCCCAUCAUCUACUAGCAGCGGGACAACCUGGGACCCACCAGCCUACGACGACGUGCAAUACCAGGCACCCGCCCCCGAAGCCUCAGACUCAGACUUCGCAUUCCUCGCUGAGUUCGAUACAAUCUUCCUCGUAGACGACAGCUCCAGCAUGCGAGGACCCAGAUGGCAAGAAGCCGAACAAGCCAUCUCAGCCAUCACCCCAAUCUGCACCCAAUAUGACUCAGACGGCAUAGAUAUCUACUUCCUCAACCACCUCUCCAGUCCAUCCACUACAGGAGCUAAUGCUCUAGGAGGCUACAAGAACAUCACGACAGCAUCACAUGUACAGGAAAUAUUCAGCAGCGUCCUACCUCGUGGUGCAACACCGGUCGGCAAACGACUUCAAACCAUCCUACAGCCCUAUGUCCAUUGCGUACAGGAGAUGGAAGCAUCCCGAGAACAGCAUGGUGGUCUCCUUGAUCCAAGCCUACUUGUCAAGCCUGUCAAUAUUAUUGUGAUUACCGAUGGAGAGUUCACGGAUGAUGCGGAGAGUGUCAUCGAGCAGGUUGCGAGAAAACUGGAUACCCCGAAUCCGGCUGUGCCGUGGCAGGUUGGUAUUCAGUUCUUUCAGAUUGGGAAUGAUCGGGCUGCUCGAAGAUAUUUGGAGGAGUUGGAUGAUAAUUUGGGUCGAUCGUGCGUGGAUGAGAAGUUGAGGGAUAUUGUUGAUACUGUGCCUUGGAGAGGGGAGACGGGGAGAACUCUUGAUGCGCAGGGGAUUUUGAAGUGUGUGCUGGGUGCUGUGAAUAAGAAGCUGGAUCGAAGACAGGUGUGA